Alternaria viburni is the source of this 1635-nucleotide messenger RNA. RefSeq lists its product as uncharacterized. Gene Ontology annotation, molecular function: nucleobase transmembrane transporter activity. Gene Ontology annotation, biological process: nucleobase transport; transmembrane transport. The coding region runs from base 1 to 1635 and encodes 544 amino acids. Gene Ontology annotation, cellular component: plasma membrane. The record is from RefSeq and is a predicted model, not a curated record. The transcript has 5 exons. NCBI's taxonomy places the organism in Eukaryota, Fungi, Ascomycota, Dothideomycetes, Pleosporales, Pleosporaceae.
AUGCCGUUGAUCGAGAAGCCGCAUUGGACGCUCAGGGUUGAGCAACCCAAGAGCACGUUUGCGGAAGGCAAUGCGCGAUGGACGAACAAAGAUCUUGACCCUGUUCCGAGGCAUGGCAGGAAGUGGGGUGUGACGAGCUUCAUCUCGUAUUGGGUGUCGGAUGCAUUCAACGCCGCAACAUGGCAAUUCGCAUCCAGUAUCAUCGCAAUCGGCCUCACCUGGCGCGAAUCCCUCGGCAUAGUCGCCCUGGCCUUCUUCAUAAUCUCCUUCGUCAUCGCCCUAAACGGCGCAAUCGGCGUCCUCCACCACGUCCCCUUCCCCGUCAUCGCGCGCGCCUCCUGGGGUUUCUGGGGCUCCUACAUCGCCAUCGUCUCGCGCGCCAUCCUCGCCAUCUUCUGGUUCGCCAUCCAAAACAUGAACGGCGCGAAUUCCGUGCGCGUCAUGAUCGGCGCCAUCUGGCCCUCUUUCCUUAGCCUGGAGAACGGUAUCCCUGAGAGCCAAGGCAUCGAUACAGCGACCAUGAUCAGUUUCUUCAUCUUCUGGCUAGGCAGUGUACCGUUUCUGGUUAUGCAUCCGAAUGAGUUGAGGUGGCUGUUCAUGGCUAAGAGUAUUAUCGUGCCGAUUGCGUGGAUUGCGAUUCUCAUCUGGGCGUUUGUGAGUACGGAUGGGGGAGGUGAGAUGUGGAAUCAGAAGGCUACGUUGACGGGGAGUGCGUAUUCGUGGGGGUUCUUGUCGAGUUUGACGAGUGUUAUUGGGAAUUAUGCUACCUUGUCUGUGAAUCAGUCCGACUUCUCCCGCUACUCCCGCGUCUCGGUAAAAUGGCAAUGCAUCUACGUGCCCUUCCUCCCCAUAGUCUUCACCUUCAUCGCCUUCAUCGGCGUAGCCGCCACCUCGGCCGGCGCCGUCAAAUACGGCACUCUAGACUGGGACCCCAUGGCCCUCAUUGCGCACUGGGACAACCGCGCCGCCCGUUUCUUCGCCGCCUUCUCCUUCGCCCUCGCUGCCCUCGGUGUCAACAUCUCCGCCAACUCGCUCUCCGCUGCCAACGACCUCACCGCCCUGUUUCCCCGCUACGUCAACAUCCGCCGCGGCCAGCUGCUCUGCGCGGUACUCUGCUGGGCGCUUGUCCCCUGGAAGAUUCUCGCGUCCGCGGGUAGUUUCCUCAACUUUAUGGCUGCUUAUGCGAUUUUCCUGGGUCCGAUUGCGGCGAUUAUGGUUGUCGACUUUUGGGUUGUGCAUCGUGGGAAGUAUGAUACUUUGGCUUUGUACCAGUAUCAUGGUAUCUACAAGUACACCGCCGGUUGCAACUGGCGUGCUAUUGUCGCUUUUCUCGUUGGCGUUGCGCCGAAUAUGCCGGGGUUCAUUCAAUCUAUCAAUCCGGCUAUUGAUGCGGGUGUGGGUGCUAGGCCGUACAGCUUUGGUUGGCUACUAGGGUUUACGGCGACGGCGCUGGUGUAUGGGCUGUUGGAGAUGGUUGUUGCGCCGCCGAAGGAGACGUUUAUCGAUAGGGCGGUGUAUCCGGAUGAGAUUUAUGAUGAGGCGGGUGUGGUGGAUGAGGGGAUUAGUGUGGGGAGUGGAGAGCAAGGGAGUGCGGAGAAGACGGGGUGGAAGGCGAAGAUGACGAGGAUGUUGUAG